Molecule: messenger RNA, 5674 nt
Organism: Chanos chanos (milkfish)
Lineage: Eukaryota; Metazoa; Chordata; Actinopteri; Gonorynchiformes; Chanidae
Gene: lrig2
Product: leucine-rich repeats and immunoglobulin-like domains 2
Exons: 18
Coding region: 398-3586 (1062 amino acids)
Molecular function (GO): protein binding
Source: RefSeq, a predicted model, not a curated record
UCCUAUUUAAAAAUUCGUGAAUUUUUUUUAACAAAGGGGUUCUCUGAGAAUGCCCCGCUUUUCGUUUGGAGUAAAGCAAAGAAUUUCACUGGAGGUGGGACCGGCAGUGGGAUAGGUAGACGUAAAUUAAGUUGAAACGAAGGUUUUCCGCCGUAUGCUGGAAUAGUACUUGGUACUGCAGAGAUUGAGAGGCGGAAGGGAAUCCGAGGGGGGAAAGAGUUCAGAUUUUUGUAUUGGUUCCAGCUUUCUUUGGAAAUGUUUUGACUUGGAAAUGUGUUGGCUUUCGGUUUCGUGCAGGUCCUGCUGCGAUGGUAGCCAUAUCAUUACAGUAAUACUGUGCUGUAUAUCAGAUUAAUGCAUUAAUAUUCGUCAGCUAUUGAUAACCAAGAGAUUCAAAAUGGCGGAGGGCUGGCCCAUCCCCCCGGCCCUCUUCUUGCUGGUUGUGAGUGUUAUGGGCCUGGAGACUUGUCCUUCUCCUUGCUCCUGUUCUGGAGGACCAGAUGGCGCACAAAUGCUAGACUGCAGUAGGAGAAGGUUGCCUUCAGCACCUCUCAACACCCCUGCCUGGAUCACCCAUGUAAUGCUGAACCAUAAUGAGCUGAUGUCUGUGCCUUCACUUGGGGACGUGUCCUCCAACAUCACCCACCUUUCACUUGUGCACAACCGGAUCUCGGAGGUGUCGGCAGAGCAGCUCCAGCCGUACACUUCUCUGGAGACUCUGGACUUGAGCUCCAACUCCAUCUCUGAGAUCAGAGUGGGCUCAUUCCCCCCUAUGCAACUCAAAUACCUGAACCUGAGCAGUAACAGGAUUAGCAGUCUUGAGCCAGGCUGCUUUGACAACAUCAGCUCCCUGCUAGUGUUGAAGCUGAACAAGAACAGAUUAACUAGUCUUCUCCCAAAAGUCUUCACCCUUCCCAGUCUUCACUUCCUGGAGCUGAAGAGGAAUAAAAUCAGGACAGUGGAAAGUCUGGUGUUUAAAGGGUUGGAGUCUCUGAGGUGUCUGAGGAUGCAGCGGAAUGGUGUCACUAAGCUCAUGGAUGGAGCUUUCUUUGGCCUCAACAGCUUGGAGGAACUGGAGCUAGAACACAAUAACCUGACGGAGCUGAAUAAGGGCUGGCUCUACGGUCUGCACAUGCUCAGAGUGCUACGGCUCAGCCAAAAUGCCGUUGGCAUCAUCCGUCCCGACGCCUGGGAGUUCUGCCAUCGCCUCGAGGACCUGGACCUGUCCCAUAACCAUCUGAGCAGGCUUGAAGGCUCGGCGUUUGCAGGACUGAGCCUGUUACAGAACCUCAACCUGGGAGAGAACGCAAUCAGUCAUCUGGGAGAGGGCAUCUUCAGCAACCUGGCCAAUCUGCUCUCGCUAGACAUUCGCAACAACGAGAUCUCCCUGGCCAUCGAGGAUUCGGUCAGUGUGUUUGUUGGAAUGAAAAAACUCAACACGCUGGUGCUACAGCGGAAUAAGAUCAGAUCCAUCACGAAGAGGGCGUUUGAGGGCCUGGACGAGCUGGAACAGCUAGACCUAAGCAGGAACAACAUCAUGUCUGUUCACCCAGAGGCCCUCUCCCAUCUAAAGCUCAAGGCCCUAGACCUGAAUACCAGCAGCCUGCUGUGUGACUGUCAACUGCAGUGGUUGGCCCAGUGGUUGAUUGACAGCCACUUCCAGCAAUCUUGCACAGCUGUGUGCGCUCACCCCCCCGCCCUGUCUGGUCGCAGCGUCCUGAGCGUCCGCCCAGAGGAGUUUGUGUGCAACGACUUCCCCAAACCUCAGAUCACGACCCAUCCGGAGACAGCCGUGGCUUUGCGCAGCACCAACGUGACUCUGAGCUGUUCUGCAUUCAGCAGCAGUGACUCAGCCAUGAGCACCGCCUGGCGUAAGGAUGGAGAGGUGCUGUACGACGCACAGGUGCACAACUAUGCCCGUUACCAUGAGAACCGCCUGCUGUACAACACCCUGCUCCAUCUUCUCAACGUCAACUUUACCGACGAGGGCCAGUACCAAUGCGUUGUGUCCAAUCACUUUGGCUCCAACUACUCUAGCCUGGCCAAGCUCACUGUGAACGAGCUUCCUUCCUUCUUGAAGACGCCAAUGGACCUGACCAUCCGUACAGGCACGGUUGCCCGGCUGGAAUGUGCUGCGGAGGGCCACCCGUCACCUCAGAUCGCCUGGCAGAAAGAUGGGGGAACAGACUUCCCAGCCGCCCGGGAACGCAGGAUGCACGUCAUGCCCGAUGAUGACACCUUCUUCAUCGCCAAUGUGAAGACGGAGGACAUGGGUGUGUACAGCUGCACCGCCCAGAACACUGCGGGCAGCCUGUCCGCCAACGCCACACUCACCGUACUGGAAACCCCCUCGUUCCAGCGGCCUCUUGAGGACCGUACAGUGGCACGUGGAGAGACGGCUGUGUUGCAGUGCAUUGCCCGUGGUAGCCCCACCCCCCGCCUAAACUGGACCAAAGACGACGGGCCACUGCUGUUGACGGAGCGUCACUUUUUCGCAGCGGCCAAUCAGCUGCUCAUCAUCGUGGACGCGGGGCCAGCUGACGCGGGCAAGUACACAUGCAUCAUGUCCAACACACUGGGCACGGAGCGCGGGCACAUCUACCUCAGCGUGGCACCCUCUGCCAACUGCGAGACGGCGGGCAGCUAUGAGCAGGACGGCUGGACCACCGUUGGCAUUGUGGUGAUGGUGGUGGUGUGUUGUGUGGUGGGCACGUCACUGGUCUGGGUCAUCGUGAUUUAUCACAUGCGGCGCAAGAGUGAGGACUACAGCAUCACCAACACAGAUGAGAUGAACCUACCUGCAGACAUCCCCAGUUACCUGUCGUCUCAGGGCACUCUGUCCGAGCCACCAGAGGGUUACAGUAACUCAGAGGCCGGCAGUCACCAACAGCUGAUGUCCACUCUGGCCAACGGACACGCACACAAAGGCACAGAUGGUGUGUGUUAUGGAGAGAUGAACGGUGAGCUGGAUGCAGAGACCAGUGGGAUGCUUGGUAACCACUUGGGUUCGCUGUUUACUGGGCACAGUAGCUUCCACCCGGGUGAGACCAGAGAGGGACUGGCAUCAGUGCCAGCAGGCACUGGUUCACUGCUUAUCUGUUCUGACUGCUACGACAACGCAAAUAUCUACUCCCGCACGCGGGAGUACUGCCCCUACGCCUACCUGGCUGAAGACGACCCCGUGGAUAAGAACAUGUCAGGGCUGGCAACCCACCUGCACGCCCCGCAUGCCUCGCACGGCUCGCACGAGGACACGACCCUGGAGAGACUCCUCAGUCAACAGGACACUUCUGCUUUCCUCAGCAAGCACGAGAAACACCUGAGUCCUCACACAGGCCCCCAGCACUACGACAGUGAUGUUCCCUGCAGGUCAUUCUGGAGUGUUGACGGGGGGUCUGUGGACCCCCCUGUUGGCCACCUCCUCCAGCAGCACCAUCCACCAGUGACUGUGCACACACCUCCUGCUAAUUCUUCCACGUCCACCUCCACCUCCUCCUCUGCAGAGGCCUGUGAGGAGAGGAGGGGCUAUCAGUGUAGGAGCUCGUACAGGACUAAUGCUCAGGAGCAUGACUCCACCCCCACAUAAAGACGCCUCCUACAGCACCCCACUCCACCCCCCAAACCAGCCUCCACCAUCUGCUGGCUCUCAGUGUCUUUAUGUCCCACUACCUCCUCAGAGCUCCUUCACCGUCUGCCAAAAACACUUUCCCGAUGCUCUGUUUACAGUCCCGCUCCCCACCCCCUCUCCCCUGCCUCCCCAAAAUGUCCCAAACCUCCAUGCUGUGUGCUGGGUGUGUCUGAUCAGAAACUCUGGGACUGGGGAGGUGAUGCAAGAAAAUGAUUCAUCCUUGUUCUCAUACACAAACAAACAAAGAAACAAACAAAGGAAAAAACACACAUACACACAAAAACCAUUAUGGUGUGUCCAGGUUAGAGUCAAGGCUCUGAAUGUAAUGUUCUCAGAGAGAUACGUGGGACUUUGUUAUAAACUACGUCUUAAAAAAAAGAAAAAAGAAAGGAAGAAACCCCACUUGCCUUUUUUCCCUUCUGCAGGAAACAGUUAGACCAUUGUUGUGAACACCAGGGUCACGUUUUGUGUGUCAGCCCCGCUCCGGGAAGGACCCAGACUGUUCCAGCCUGCUUGGUAAACGCCACUGUGAAAACAGGGCAGGGAGAUCCAGACCCGUGAACCAGACUGGUUCCACUGGGUCGUAUGUCCGUCCUGCAGUACUCAGACCUUUCGGCAGGGUCCCCCUCCCUCUGCUGACUGUGCACCCAGGAUAGUGAUAUUUUUGCUGUUCUCCUCAGGCUGCGCUUAUGUUAUCGUUGUAUUGUCCCUCAGUGCAUUUAAUUUGUGCCCUGCCUCUCACAAUUUCAAUGUCAACCAUUCUCCAACUUUGUUUUUGACAUCAAAACGACAGCCUAAAAAAGCAAAACAAAAAGGAAUUACGCUGUCCCUUUGUCAGUCAGUCUGUGUGGGUUUUUCUGUGUUGAAUGGUGUUUGGAAACAGCCGUCUCCUUGUCUGGUUCAAACCACGGCCUGCACUCCACCCAAAGCCAUGAAUGCUGUUACCCUCAGUCUCGUCACAGUCUGGACACAGCAGGAUCCUCAGUCAUGUUAAUCUUAGACACACAACUAUAGACUCUCUGCAGCUUGGAUGGUCCACUGCCUCUGGUUUGCUUUGUUUUCUAAUGCAGUUCACACAGCAGCUCUGAAAAGCAGUGCCCCUGGAGGCCAGAGCCUCCUAUACGUCCAUGCAGAGAAGUAUGCCAAAGUCUCAUCCACCUCAGUCAUACAUGUACACAACACGUAAAGUUACUUAUCCAGAUGUGGCUGAGACAGUGGAACGCCUACGGAAUGCCUUGCAGAACACGCCACUCAAGUCUCUCAGAGUGCAUUAUGUUAAAACAGAUCUGAGCCUCCUUGUUUGUGGUCUUAACUGACAUCAGUGGAAGCCUAGAGGGGAUGAGUCGUGUUGAAGAGCAGAUUUAUCUGAGCAUGUGAAACAGGAUAAAAGAGAGCCCAGACAUAUUACAGACAGAUAGACAAACUCACUCACCAUGUCUUUAUGAUACUGCUGUAAUGACUUAUCUCUGCCUUUGAUAAGUAACCGUUGAAACUCAAGCAGCAGAGAAUCGUUGCCCUGUCUCUGGGAUUCUUGUAGUACUGUGGUUUAUCAUGCAUGUUGUUUAGGCAUCAAAGAGAAAGUCUGAAAAAGGAAUUGGUUCUCUUUUCUUUGCACUUUUGUUCGUGUGUAGACGUGGAAGAGAGUCUUGAUAUGGUGUGUGUUCUCUCUUUAUUACUGUCGUCUGCUUGUUUGAUAAGCUUCUCACCGUUUCACACAGUACAGUCCCACAAAUACUGAGGUUCUCUCUCCAAAGAGCUGUGUGUGUUUGUGUGUGUGUGCGCGCGCGCAAUCAAAGACCUGACCACAGUGAGUGUGCAUGAGUUGUGUGUGUUUAUGCUGGAGGACCAGACCAUGAUGAGUUGAGGGGUGGGUGUGUGUGUGUUUCUGUAUUAUCCAAGACCAGACCGCAGUGAAUAUGAAUGAGCUGGAAGGUAUGUAUUUGUGUAUCAUAGAAGACCAGAACACAGUGAAUGCGAUUGAGUUAGGAAUGUGUGUGUGUGUGUGUGUGUUGUUGAAGAUCAGAUCACAGAAUGCGUUGGAGAGUG